AUGCAAGGCUUCAACAUGGGGCGCUACUACGCGCCGUCGACCGAGCACGCGCCGACCUUCAACACGUCCUCGCACCCCCUCGGCGCGCGCGCCCGCAAGCUGCGCAGCGAGGGCGUGCUGGUGGUGCGCUUCGAGAUGCCGUUCGCCGUCUGGUGCGACACGUGCGCGCCGCCGACCAUCAUCGGCCAGGGCGUGCGGUUCAACGCCGAGAAGAAGCGCGUCGGCGCCUACCACUCGACGCCCAUCUGGGAGUUCGCGCUCAAGCACGCGGCGUGCGGCGGGCGCAUUGUCGUGCGGACGGAUCCGCGGAGGGCAGAGUAUGUGGUCGAGAGUGGUGGGAGGAGGAGGGAUUACGGAGAGGCGAGGAGGGUGGAGGAGGGUGCGGAGGAGGUGGAGGGGGAGUAUUAUGAGGGGCUGUUGGAGGGGGGUGAAAGGGAGAUUUUGACACCUGAGGAGCGGGCGAGGAGGAAGGGCGAUGCGAUGGCCGCGCUCGAGGGGCGCAAGGGCGAGAAGGAGAAGAAGGCGUGGGAGGAGAAUCGCGUCGAGGAGCUGCGCCGGCUGCGCGAGAAGGACUGGGCGGACCCGUAUGCCGCGAACAAGAAGCUCCGGAAGCCUUUCAGGGAGCAGCGCAAAGAGCGGCAGAAGGAGGAGGGCGUCAAGGAGGAGCUGCAGGACAGGUUCGGACUCGGCUUGGAGAUCGUCGACGAGAGGGAGGAGGACCGCCAGAGGGCGAAACUCAUCGACUUUGGUGGCGAUUCGACAGAUGGAGAUGUCGACGCCGCUACAUUGAAGGCCGCAUCAAGGCCGCUGUUUGGAGAGGACGCACCGAGUAACGCCUUGUCGACGCAGAGCACUAAGGGCAAGACGAAGGCUGAGCGAGCCGCGGAAAUAAGCAAGCAGGCGCUACAGCAGAAGCUCAAAGGGAACACCAGAGCCGCAAUGGACCCGUUUUCAGCCGAGAAGACACGCAUUGGACCGCCCACCAUCGCCGGACUCAAGAGGAAGCGCGCCGUUGCUAUGGAGGAUGAUGCUAAAGACAGCGUCAGCCGCGAUACGACUCCAGAGGAGCCACCGCUUCGGGAAAGCAAGACUCCCUCUGAAAAGAGGACAUUGGCACUGGUUGCUUACGACUCGGAUGACGAGUGA
Lasiodiplodia theobromae is the source of this 1146-nucleotide messenger RNA. RefSeq lists its product as uncharacterized. The transcript has a single exon. Bases 1 to 1146 code for a protein of 381 amino acids. The record is from RefSeq and is a predicted model, not a curated record. Lineage: Eukaryota; Fungi; Ascomycota; Dothideomycetes; Botryosphaeriales; Botryosphaeriaceae. Gene Ontology annotation, biological process: mRNA splicing, via spliceosome. Gene Ontology annotation, cellular component: post-mRNA release spliceosomal complex; U2-type spliceosomal complex.